Ostertagia ostertagi is the source of this 480-nucleotide messenger RNA. NCBI's taxonomy places the organism in Eukaryota, Metazoa, Nematoda, Chromadorea, Rhabditida, Trichostrongylidae. The record is from the annotation of a GenBank genome assembly.
AUGGCCUCUAACUACAAGAUCAUCAUGGUAGUCGGUGUGAUAGAGCGAGAUGGUGGCACCCUCUACUGCUCGAUCUUCUACUACGGGCCUGAUGGAUACAUGGGAAAACACCGAAAGCUGAUGCCAACAGAGUUAGAGCGAUGUAUUUGGGGAUUCGGAGAUGGUUCAACGAUGCCGGUAUUUGACACUCCGCUGGGAAAGAUUGGUGGAGCGAUUUGCUGGGAGAAUUACAUGCCGUUGUACCGUGUGACUCUAUACAGCAAAGGUUCUCUUACGAGGCGGUUCCUGUGCCAUCGAUCCUUGGGAAAAGUACUCGUGGAACCAGAUUUUACAAAGGAGCUAAUACAUUACGUCAACAUAGAUCUAUCCCAAAUUGCUCGCGGUAAGAUGGAUCUGGACACUGUGGGACAUUAUAGCCGUCCAGACGUGUUCCAGCUUACUGUUAACGAGAAGCCCUUGAAAACAGUGAUCAGACACUAA